AUGAAGUGCAGCAUCAAGCACGACGCCACGACCAUCGCCACCUCCACGCUGGACACCAAUAAUAAGAUGUACAUCCUCGACCAAGCAGCCACCCACGAGCGGUUGGACCUUGUAGCCCACGAGCCCAACAAGACAAGAACGCCUAAGAACAAGGUAGCAGAUCUGGCACCAACGGGUGGGACACUUACCCACCGUCGCCGUCAACCGUUGCGGCGCCAUGGGACUCGGAACUCCCACCAACUUGCGCGAACUACCAACGAAGUGCGACUGCUGCGUGAAGAACAAGAUCACGCCAACAAAGACACACACCCGCUCGUUCCUUCCAGGGGAGUGCUGGGUGUCCGACUCCAAAUGCACUAUGAGAACGACGUCAGUCGGUGGGUGCAAGGCAUGAAAGUCGUUCGCUUCGUCAACUCCACCGACGCCGCCACCCAACAAGACAACUUCGCGAAAGGCAUGGCGUGUUCCAAGGCGCAAACAGGACGGAAGGUCAAGGUCUUCAGAUCCAACAGUGGAUCCGAGUACUCCUCCAACGCCUUCAACGAAGCACUUGGGGAAUGGGGCGUCGUUCACGAGACGUCUACUGCGUUGCCUACAACAUGGCAAAUGAACCAGAACAAAAAGAAAAAACUCGACCCGAAGGCCACCAAGUGCGUCAUGAUGGGGUAUGCAGAACACCAGAAGGCAUACAAGCUGUACGACUUGGAGCAAAAGAAGAUGGUUACCAGCGUGCAAGUCCAGUUCCGCGAGAACGAGUUCCUUGGCGAACGCACACCAAUCGACGAGUACUUAGUCACAGUGGAUGACGACGACGACGACGAUGAAGAGGGCUCACUCAAGGGGAGACGUCCGCUCGCCCAGCCACUGCAUCCGCGUCGACGCCAUACACGGGCGCCUUCAACGAACGCGGCCGCAGCGCCACCAGUCAAGCGAAGUCACUUUAUGGUGCCACCACCGCCACUGCCACGGCGGAUCUCAGACGACCUCUACCGAACGAGGAAGGUCAACGCUUACCUUCGUGUCAUCACGAGACCCAACAAGCAGCUGAUGACGAUGGACGACUUCAACGCACCCGCGAGCACCAACAGGAUGACCCUACGUGACAGAAACACGAUCAGGACGCCAUCGAGAUUCAUCGACGAACCUCGGCAACCCAACAACUCGGAUGCAAUUGCCAGGAACUGGGAAACCGACCAAGACCUGAACGCGUACAUCGACCAAAUCUAUGGCGACAUCAAUAACCCGGCGAACCCCCCGGAGUACCAGUCUGAACGAGCGAUUUUGGCACCCAAGAACGUCGGGGUCGAUGAAUACAACGCCAAAGUGCUGCGCAAGAUAAACUGUUCUGCCAUGUUCACUUGCCUCUCAGUCGAUUCAGUCGAGUAA
This is a messenger RNA of Aphanomyces astaci, 1386 nucleotides long. RefSeq lists its product as hypothetical. Bases 1 to 1386 code for a protein of 461 amino acids. The transcript is spliced from 4 exons. The record is from RefSeq and is a predicted model, not a curated record. Lineage: Eukaryota; Oomycota; Saprolegniomycetes; Saprolegniales; Verrucalvaceae.